Molecule: messenger RNA, 1809 nt
Organism: Ceraceosorus bombacis
Lineage: Eukaryota; Fungi; Basidiomycota; Exobasidiomycetes; Ceraceosorales; Ceraceosoraceae
Source: the annotation of a GenBank genome assembly
AUGUCGCGCGUGGCCCACUUUCCCGUGCCUGCGGGCAUCCCAGUCUAUGCGCUCGACUUUCUAGAGGAGGACUUGGUCGUGUAUGGAGGAGGCGGAGGCGUGGGCAGGACAGGCGUAACCAAUGCUCUCAAGGUGUUGAGGAUCUUGAAAGAUGACAGAAAGACGGAGGCGCUUCACGAGACGAAGCUGAGCAAAGACGAAGAUGCGCCGGGCUGCUUGGCUGUAGAGAGACAAGUGAGUGUUGGAGACCAGUUAGCUCCACGUUGCAGCUUGAGACCGACGAGCUCCUCCCUCUGCUCGAAAGUCACAUCAAAUUCUGGCCGGCAUCAACUCUCCAGCUGAGCUUGUCAAGGCCGGACGCAACGAACCAGUCCGGAUCUUUGACUUCAGCGUCACCGGGUCCACAGCUUUAGAGAAGGGCAAAGUGCAAGCGCAGAUCACCCUCUCCAAGGCCAAGGCCAUCAAAGGUCUUGACAUCCGGGACCCAGAGUCGUACAUCGUGAGCGGCAACAUGGCAACUUGAGGCCUUGGUAGCGCUCUGUCUGACCCCGCGAUCUCGGAACAGCGCGCGAUCGCGCUCAGUCCCACAGGUACACACCUCUCUGUCGGAACGUCGGAUGGACAACACGUGCUGCUUCGAUACCCCUCUCUGGAGUCAGCAUGGAGCGAUACCAGCGCAAAGCCCGAAUCAGCGCAGGAGAUCUUCGACACCGACUUCAGCGAAGAUUCUGCACAGGUGCUAGUCUGCGCUCAGAGGAGCAUCAAGGUUUGGGCGACGGAAGCGGGCAAGGAGGGCGAUGAGAAAGGUGUGGGCGGCGGAAAGACCUCGUCAGGCGCGCAUGCAGGUCAGCUCGUGCAGACAAUCCAGAAUCCGGGCCUGGGCGGCACCUCUGCUGCGCUCGCUGCCGGCAACACCAGCCCACAGAGCGCUGUGUGCACUUUCCGCGCAGCAAAGUUUGGAAGAGGUGACCCUGUGAACGGUGGCACGCGGCAUCGGCUGUUCACUGUGGUUAAUUCAGGGUCUGGUGGGUCGGGGUCCAAGGGCAAGGGCAAAGCUGAUCGAAGGAGGUGAGUAGGCGGUGGGAAGCGAGAGCCAGAGUAGAGGCAGCGUGCUGCUCCUUGGGUCUACUCCAGCAAGACACAUGGCUUUGCUCAUGGCCCUUGUCCCUGCGUACCAGCUUCGUGACAUCGUGGGACGCUGAUUCGUGGGACUUGGUGGAGACGCGCAAGAUCUCCGACAAGCCAGUGACGGUGUUUGAUGUCUCGUAAGUGCGAGCAGGACAUUCGCUGCGGAGCACGCAGAGCCUGACCCCGUCUUUCUCGCCACCAGUUCCGAUGGUACUAAGCUGGCGUACGGAUCAUCGGACCUGUCAGUCGGCGUACUGGAUGCACGGACACUUCGCGUGAGUCGUGAUAGGCGGCCAACAAUGGAUCAUCGCUGUUCAUCCUAGUCGAAUCACAUUGCGUCAUUUCCGAAUGCCUUUCGCAGCCGCUUGUACGCAUCUUGGAUGCUCAUGGCUUCCCCUCAACAGCUCUCAAAUUCAGUCCGAGCGGCAAGACGCUGAUCAGUACAAGUGCAGAUAAUACCCUUCGAGUCAUCGAUGUGCCCAUAGAUCUCAAGCCGGACAAUGGGAUUGGUGAGUGGCUUGGUCAAUGAGCAAGCGCUCAGGUCAAAGUGUUCUUUUUGUAUGCUGAUGAAAGUCGCGCGUGCUCGGAUCGUGCCCAGGGGAGCUCUUCGGCUCGAUCAUUGUUGCCAUCCUCUUGGUUCUCGUUGCGAUUUGGAUGCACAACCGGAUCGAUCUGCUCUGA